Malaya genurostris is the source of this 924-nucleotide messenger RNA. Its product is annotated as transformer-2 protein homolog beta-like. Gene Ontology annotation, cellular component: spliceosomal complex. Gene Ontology annotation, biological process: positive regulation of mRNA splicing, via spliceosome. Lineage: Eukaryota; Metazoa; Arthropoda; Insecta; Diptera; Culicidae. The record is from RefSeq and is a predicted model, not a curated record. The coding region runs from base 77 to 790 and encodes 237 amino acids. Gene Ontology annotation, molecular function: RNA binding. The transcript has 4 exons.
GGCAGGCCAUGUGAUUUUACUGUAGAAUUUUCCAUUUCGUAGUCUUUUCUUCGGGCGAACAGCUGAUUCCGGAAAAAUGGUUCAAUCUCGUAGUCGAAGUCGAACACCUCCCCGUAGCUAUCGGAGAAGGCGAGAUGAGUCUAGUCGACGACAUGGUCGAAGCCACCAUCGAGAUUCUCGACAUGGUCGUAACCGAAGUAUCAGUUGCCGUAGCUCACCUAGUUCCGGUUGUUCGCCGUAUCGUUAUACGCCAGAACGCACCCGACCCGUAGAUCCACCACCAAGCACUUGUCUUGGAGUGUUUGGAUUGAGCAUCUAUACACGGGAAUCGGAUCUGAAAGCCAUUUUCGAUAAAUUUGGUACCAUAGAAAAGGUGCAGAUAGUGUAUGAUGCCAAAACGAAAACAUCCCGUGGAUUCGGGUUCGUGUAUUUUCGGGAGCUGCAGGAAGCUUCCGCUGCCAAGGUGCAGUGCAAUGGGAUGAUCGUACACGAGAGAACCAUUCGCGUAGAUUAUUCUGUGACCGAGAGGCCCCAUACGCCGACACCUGGAAUAUACAUGGGAGAACGGAACGCAGGAAGAAGACGGAAUCGGAGUUCCUACAGUUCUCGAGGCAGGAGUUAUGAUGACGAUUAUUAUUAUGGCCGUGAGACGCGCAAGGAUUCGCGAUCACGCGAUCGCCGCCGAUCUAAACAUAAACACCAUCGUCACAUUCAUGCGACCCGUUCCCGUAGUCGUUCUUGGUCUUAUUCGUCGGUAGACUCUCGCCGUUCUCGGCGCAACUUUCGCUAAUGAAUGAGAAGCUAAUAUAAAUGGAUGAUUUUGAAAUGAGUGCAGAGCCGCACUCUGUAGACAUCACUUGAAUAGAAAAAAAUAAACAUUCGCGGAAAUUGUUUUGUAAACCUCGAACAAAAAUUACACACUCU